UGUGACUUUACUCAUGACAACUUACCACCACCUCCAAACCCUCCUUUGCCCUUGAAACGUAUUGUACACGGACUCAAGAUGUCGUUCGGCAAACUCUACGGCUACAAGGAAAACGCCCGCAGCACUGCCCUCCUGGCGGUCGCAAAGGAGAACAACCUUGACAUCGAGCUCGUCGAGACUAGGACCCCGGUCACAGAUCCUGAGUAUCGCAAGCUGAACCCUCUGUCACGAAUUCCCACCUUUGUUGGCUCCAAUGGCUUCAUCUUGACUGAGUCGAUUGCCAUUGCCAUCUACUUCGCUUCGCAGAACGACAAGACCACUCUCCUUGGAAAGACCAAGCAAGACUAUGCUUCCAUUGUGCGAUGGAUGUCCUUCUCCAACAGCGAAAUCCUCCCCAACCUCUCUGGCUGGUUCAGCCCCUUGAUUGGCAAAGUUGCCUACAAUAAGAAGUCAGUUGAUGACCACAAGAAGGCUGCUCUUGAUGCUAUCCAUGCUCUCGAACAACACUUCCUUGUCCACACCUUCCUGGUUGGAGAGCGUAUCACCCUUGCAGACCUCUACGUGACCUCGCAAAUGUCUCGUGGCUUCCAAUACGUCCUCGACAAGGAAUGGCGUGCAGAGAACCCCACCACCACGCGUUGGUUUGAGACCAUCACCAACCAGCCCAUCUGGAAGGCCAUUGUUGCUGAGCCAAUCAUGAUUGAAGAGGCCGUGAAGUAUACCCCACCCAAGAAGGAAGCAAAGCCAGCUAAGGCCCCUGCUGCUGCACCUGAGAAGAAGGAGAAGAAGCCCGCCCCGGAGGAGGCAGAGGAAGAGGAAGAGGCCAAACCAGAGGUCAAAGCCAAGCAUCCUCUCGAGGCACUGCCGAAGCCGACUCUCAUUCUCGAUGACUGGAAGAGAAAGUAUUCCAAUGAGGAUACUCGUUCCGUGGCGCUGCCUUGGUUCUGGGAGCACUACAAGCCGGACGAGUACUCAUUGUGGAAGAUUGAUUACAAGUACAACGAUGAGUUGACGUUGACUUUCAUGUCGUCCAACCUCAUCGGUGGAUUCUUCAACCGUUUGGAGGCUUCCCGCAAAUACCUCUUUGGCGCUGCCUCUGUGUACGGCCAGGCCAACGAUUCAGUCAUUCAGGGCGCUUUCUUGGUCCGUGGUGACGAGGCUCUACCCGCAUUCGACGUCGCCCCCGACUGGGAGAGCUACGAGUUCACCAAGCUUGAUCCCAGCAAGCCCGAAGACAAGGAAUUCCUCGAGAACCAGUGGUCCUGGGACAAGCCAAUCGAGGUCAAUGGCAAGACAUACGAGUGGGCUGAUGGCAAGGUCUUCAAAUAAAGCUGUGCGUUCGAUGAUGCCGCAGUUGCAAGACGUGCUCCUGGUUGAGCGGAUGUGAUCAUGAUACCAACAAUGACAGACCGGAUGACAGGUGGAUGUUAUGCGUGAUAAGAUGACCAGCACGGAAGACCUACUCUCGGCUGAAAAGCUUGACGCACGGCUCGCAAGCAGAGUAAUGUUUCUUCCUCUCCCGACAUAGCAAGACAGAUAGACCCACAAACUUCUACGCUCGCUCUUGCUUGCCCUCAAUAGGUCCCAUAGAGCAAACGAAGGAACAUGCAUGACUGGAGUAGUACUAGACACUUUUGCACGUCCGCUACUUGUGCACUUUCACUGCAUCUCAUUCCC
Messenger RNA from Cladophialophora immunda, 1677 nucleotides. RefSeq lists its product as uncharacterized. Lineage: Eukaryota; Fungi; Ascomycota; Eurotiomycetes; Chaetothyriales; Herpotrichiellaceae. Gene Ontology annotation, molecular function: translation elongation factor activity. The transcript is spliced from 4 exons. The coding region runs from base 79 to 1329 and encodes 416 amino acids. The record is from RefSeq and is a predicted model, not a curated record. Gene Ontology annotation, cellular component: nucleus; cytoplasm. Gene Ontology annotation, biological process: translational elongation.